GGAAUGUUCCAGUUUAGUUGCACUUGUUCUUAGGCUUUGAAUGAGUUUGUUUUGCUACGAUAUGUUCAGAGGUGGUUGUUGGGAGUAGCCUAGUUGAACAACUGAAGUUAAUUGUUAGGAUCACCAUGGCUGCAGUAAAUGAGGAACCUCGGGUCAUGAAAGAGGAGUUGAGGAACUAUCUUAGGGCCAAAGUAGAGGAGAUUGCAGAUAAAACAAGAAAGGAACAGAACUCGACGGAGGAUGUAACUAUAAACAUUGCUGUGACAGGUGAGAGCGGAGUAGGAAAAUCUACUUUCGUCAAUGCCCUUCUGGGGAUCGCGGAUGAGGAACCGGGAUCCGCAGAAACUGGGGUGACUGAAAUCAUCAAGAGACCCAGGAGAUACCCCCACCCCUCCAUGUCUAACGUGUUCAUAUGGGACCUGCCAGGCACUGCGACCCCAAAAUUCAGAGUCAAAAACUAUUUGAGAGACGUUAACUUUGAUAUUUAUGACUUUUUUAUUUUCAUCGGAGCAGUGAGGUUCAAAGAGAAUGACCUCAAGCUGGCCAAAGAAAUCAAGAAGAGGAUGAAGAUGUUCUACUUUGUACGUUCGAAGAUCGAUCACGACAUCAGUGCAGAGUCCAGGAAAAAAAACUUCAACGAGGAGGAUGUCCUCAACAAGAUCCGAUUGUGCUGUCAGGACAACUUGAGCUGCAUAGGCAAUGUGGAUGUUUACCUAAUCUCUUCAUUUGAGCUUGAAAAGUAUGAUUUUCGGAAACUAAUUGAUUCACUGAUGGAGAACCUGUCAGAGCAUAAGAGGACAGCUCUUAUUCAAUCUAUGCCACUUUGCCCUAUUUUGUAACUGUAUUAAAUAACUCCAUUGUAACUUUUUGUUACACAACAUAAAACAGAGGCAAGUGACAGAAUAGUUAAUUAUGUAAAUUUGACGUAUAUUGAUAGUUAACUUGAUUUAUUGGACUAAAAUGUGUAUUUUCAUGUAUAAUUAAGUUCAUCUAGGACUAUAUGUGUACAAGAUGAAAAGGUUUUAUCAUUUGCAACUAAACUUCGAAAUGUGGUUUUAUCUGAACAUGCAAGUAUUUGUUGACAUUCUGUACAAAACGGUUUACAUAAACUACACAAUCAUCACAUAAUAUCUGUAAUGGUUACUGUUUCUGUUUCCUGAUAGUAUUGUUGGCACAAUACAAUAUUGUUGGCACUCGAAAAGUGACAAAGCCAGAUGUAGUAUGAAGCAUGCUAAAGAAUGUGCAACACUGUUAGAAUGUAGAGUUAGGGGCUCCCAAAUUUCUAACGAGCGUCGAGAGCCAGGUGGACGAUAAUGGGACCCCUUACGCUACAGUUUGAAGAGAAAAAGGAAGACUGCAAAAAUGACAGUUAUUUCAACACUACACCUGAAAGUCUCAGAUAUUUAAAUAUAAUCCAAUUGCAAACUGAAUUUGACCGAUUACACACAGCAUUGAAAAUUAAAUAAAAUACAAUCUUGCUUUCUUUGAGCAGCGCCACAGAUGGCUACACAGAUCAGCACCUAUAAAUAACCCAAACCCCUCAGAAAAGACAGCACCCUUCCAACAUGUAGCUACACACACAAAACACAUCGUAACACAUUAAGGUCACAGGCAGUUUUAUGAAGAUAAACAAUUAUUUUUACAUGCAAACACUGAUACAUUUUUGGGUAUUAAUUUUAAUCUGUGUACAGAAGUAGGCCUAUCAGAAAAACUGAGCAGAGAGAUGUCUAGAAACCGAAACUUAACUCCUAGACAAUUUGAAAACAAAUCGAAAUCCAAUUGAGUGUAAAAGUUUGACUGUAUACAAAUAAGAAAAAAUGCAGAACACAAAGAUAUAGCUUACCUCUUCAACAGACGUCAGAUAACCAAUAUAUGAAAGAGAUUGUUACUCUAUAUUUCAGACUUGUUUUACUUUAAAAUUAAAUGAUUUGUAAUGUAAAUAGUAUUUUAAUAAUUCAGUAAUAUUCAGUAAAAAAAAAAAAAUGUUUUGAAUCCAAGGUUUUAUAACAUAUUUUUUUUCUACUAUAACUGUGAUGUUAAAAAUGUCCGUACAAAGUAAAACAUAUUUUUCAUCUUCUUGAUCUCCUUGGCCAGCAUGAUGGCAUUUUCUUUGAACCUCACUGUUCCGAUGAUAACAAAGAAGUCUUAACAGUCAAAGUGGGCGUCUUUCAGGUACUUAUUGGCUUUAAAGUUUGGGGUCCCAAUCCCAGAUGAACACGUUACACAUGGUGGGCUGAGUGUAUUGGACUGUGUGACUGCACUGGUCGUUUCAUGGAUUGAGAAAAUUAUUUCAUAUACAGU
Molecule: messenger RNA, 2301 nt
Organism: Hypomesus transpacificus
Lineage: Eukaryota; Metazoa; Chordata; Actinopteri; Osmeriformes; Osmeridae
Product: T-cell-specific guanine nucleotide triphosphate-binding protein 2-like
Exons: 2
Coding region: 126-839 (237 amino acids)
Cellular component (GO): membrane
Molecular function (GO): GTP binding
Source: RefSeq, a predicted model, not a curated record